CUCGUUAUUGUUUUUUUCCCCUGCUCAACAGGGCUCAAAGUGCUGCGAAGUGAGCGUCGGGGUUUGGCAUGCUCGCGUCUUCAGCUGGUGCUGCUGCGCCAAAGCCCCCGCCGCGGCGGCCCCGCUCGGGAUCGGUCGAUACCGCCGUCCCACUAGUGCUCUACUUGCGAGUGUGGGCAAAUUCGGCCGUCGUCGCCGCCGAGUCGACCACCCGCAAUGACGCUGCUCAAUUCGGCUCAGCUCACGACGCGGCCACCACUACCGCAGGUCUGUCUUCCACCCCUGCCCCGCAGCGCAAUGUCACAACGGGACUGUCGGCCGACCAAGAGCUGCUCGUCGAUGCGCUCGUGCUGGAAGUGCCCACGGGCCGCUUGGCCGCAGCCGGUCUGCCCAGUGCCCGUGCAGCGCUGCACCGCGCAAGGAUUGCACGGAUUCGUCGCGAGUUGUUUGUACUGGAAGUCGAGCGCGCGCGUCGCCUCGCCAUGCUCAACGCAACACUGCAGAAGGUUGCUACGGUCGCCAGCCAACUGCUGACGGCGUCCGAGGCGGCUGCGGCGGCUGCGUUGGCCGGUGCGGGACCUGGCGCUGCCUCCGAUGCAGAAUCGCCAUUCGCAGCGCUUGCCAAUGCCGCGAGCAAGUUUGGCCUGCUGCCACGAUCAAGCAAGGCACUUAAUGCCGGUGCGCUAGCCUCGCCAAGUUCGACAGGCUCUAUUGCAGAUGUGGCCGCGUCGAAAACGGGACCGCGCUCGUCGCCAAGCAACUCUGUCUUUUACUUUCCAUCGUCAUCGCCUUCUCCGGGACAGCCUUUUGACCAACCCUCAUCAUCAGCAGCUGCCGAAGAAUCUGGGAUGGAUGCUUCUUCUGGGUCGUUGGACAAGACUGACAAGCUUUCCUUGGACAAGUUGUCCUUGGACAAGGUGUCUGUCGACAAAUUGCCGCUCACUACUACUCCGCCAGGACAAUCUCCUGCGCCAGUCCUCAUGAUGGUGCCGCACGUCACGUCGCCGCUUGUUGAGCAACUGUUAACGCUAUCGCGUGCUGGAGAUGCGGCGACGCUGUCAGCGCGGCUGCAGCAACAAUACGGGAUGGCCGGUGCUCUCCAGCACUCGCAACAACUACUGCAACAACUGGGCAAUCCGCUGGCGGUUGUGCCCCAGCUCUCGCAAGAGCAGGUCGCUGUACUGCGUUUCCAGCGUUGGCAGAUGGACAGUCCUCUAGUCAGCGAAUUCUUGUUGCUUCACGGCCUCGAUCCGAGCGACUUGGUUGACGACCCACUCGUGCAGGCACGGGGCCUCGCAUCUCGUCCAUCUCGGAACUUUGCUCAUCUGUCAACGUCCACGCACGGCCAAACCGCUGCGCUCUCCUCGCAUUCACGGCAUGCGCGCGUCGCAAGCAUGACGCGCAUGAUGAUCCACGGUUCAAGUCGCUCGCAUGAAAACGAAGGCGGGGUUGCGGAGGCCAGUGUGAAUGGAGCGGGUGAUGCGAGUUUGGACGCACCAACUCGUGAAGUACGCGUAUGUCGCGAACAUUUGUUGCAGUACUUUUGCGGCCUCGGCCGUGUCAACGACAGCAUCCGCAACCGGGCCCGCGAGUCCUUGUACUCUGCCAUCCAGUCCAUCGCCGACGACCAGACUCUGCAGCAGCAAUCGUCAGAGGAUGCUGCCGCAGUCGCCGCACCGUCCGUCUUUUCAUCCGACAUUGCACACACCGUCACGUUGUCGAUCGGCUCGGUGGACCUCCCGGCUCCCCGCGACACCUUCCCAUCGUUGGUCGGCUCGUUUGCUUGGAUGGAAGCAAGGCUCUACUAUGGCAGUACUCUGCUCAACCAGCCCGGAACCGCCUUUGCCACGUCCGCGCAGAAAGUCACCGCGUUUGCCGACCGACUUCUCUUUCACAAUUUCAAGAUUGACUUUGGCGUGGCUCUCCAUUCUGUGCCUCGCGGCACUCGCAUCCAGCUCACAUUGGUCUCGGCACCACGCGCACCAACAGUGGCAGCUGUCGUUGCGAGCCGUAUAACAAGCGCGGGUGAUGCGACAGCGACCAAUAACAACAGCAACAUGGCUGCACAAUCAACAAGCGCGUUCUCCUCAUCAAGCGCAAGUACCUCCGCCGGCGGUGUUCCCCGCCUGGCUACCGUCACGCCGGUCUUGUCCACAACAUCUCGAGUGGUGGCCUGGGCGAAUAUUGCACUUGUUGACUGCGAGGCCAACGUUGCUCAAGGGCAGCUGCAUGUUCGGCUGUGGGAUGGCAUGCAGCCGUCUCUCUAUGGCACUACCUCGACCACGCGGUCGCCGCUGGCGGCGACAGCGCAUGUCGCACUUCAGGCCUUUAGCCACAAAAUCUUUUUCGUUGAUCCUUGGUCCUCCAAAGACCCUCCUUCUCCUUCGCAAGCUCGCAAACAACGUCGCGCACAUCCUGCGAUUCGACGUGGCACGGUAUCGGUUGCGACCUCUGCUGAGGAAGCAGCGGCAAAACCGUUUCGGCACAGCGAUAGCGCUGACGCAUUGCUGCUGCUGCAGCAGACAUCAUCAUUGCCUUCGGGUGAAGACGAAAAGGAAGCCUCGACCACCAGCCUUCCCAGCGAGUCCCAUAGCUCGGAAAGCCACGAGUGCGACGGGGACGCUGCAACAGUUUCGGACACGGUGGCUGCUCCCGAACCACACACCAACUCGGAGGUGCCGUCGUCGUCCCCAUCCCCUCUGCCUUCAAGUAGUACAGCUGCUACUUCAAAAGACCCAGCGCGAAGGCGCCUUGGCAACGCCGAAUCCAGCAGGUUGAGCACCGAUCACGAUGUCAUUGACAAGUUGAUUGCAGUUGAUUGGCUCAACUCGGCGGCAGCUCGCGUUGCGAUGCAGCAAAUCUCCAGCACACCGACGCUGCAGUCCCCGACCGCGGCGCUGCGCCUUCUUGGUGGCGCUUUCCCGGACAGCACGGUUCGCGCGUUCGCCGUCUCGUGUUUGCAUCGCGUGAGCGACGGCGAGUUUGUCGAGUACUCGAUGCAGUUGGUGCAAGCGCUCAAGUUUGAAAACUACCAUGAUUCGCCGCUGGCGCGCCAUUUGCUCGAGCGUGCCUUGUCCGACGACCGAAUCGGCCAACGGGUGUUUUGGUAUCUGCGCUCCGAAGCCAAACUACCCACGUUCCGCGAGCGCUUUUCGCUUCUGCUGGAGGUCUUUAUUGCCUUGUUGGAUCGAAAUCGGCUCCUUCGCCUUGUCCACCAGGUUGAUGUUCACGCAGAACUCGAGUACGUCGCGCAAGCGGUGAAACAUGUCAAGGCGGCCUCGAGACACGCGCUUCUUCAUGCCAUGCUGUCUGCGAUGCGACUCCCGCCCGUGUUCGGCCUUCCAAUCGCUACAACCGAGCGUACCCUUGGAGAAACCUUUGCCGCGGCGCAGAUGCCAGACUCGCCAGUGCUGUCUCGCGCAAUGUCCGUCUCGGUGACUCGCACUCCGAGCACCCGAGGAGGGGGAGGAUCGCACCGGCCUUCUGUGUCUAGCCGGCCGCGGCCCGCUGAUAUUGCCUCGUCUGUUUCGCUUGGGAACUCGGCUACCUUGACAGGAGCUGCGGAAGCCUCUGGGCCCGACUUUAAAAUGUUUUGUGGACUCAACGUGUCCGGGUGCAAAGUGCUCGACUCGAAAAAGCUUCCCUUGUGGCUGUCAUUCAAGACCACCAAUCCGUUUGCACAGCCCUUCUAUGCUCUGCUCAAGUGCGGUGAUGAUGUUCGGCAGGACAUGCUCACCUUGCAGCUCAUCCGCCUGAUGGAUCGACUCUGGAAGGCCAACAAUCUCGACUUGCGCCUCAUCACGUACGACUGCAUUGCCACGGACGUGAGUGGCGCUGGUGUGGGUCUGAUCCAAGCCGUUCGCGAUGCCACCACCCUUUCCGCCAUUCAAAAACUCGUCGCGGGCUCUGCGGCGGUUUUCAAAGAAAACACCAUUUCCGUGUGGCUCCGGCAGCAAAAUCCGAUCGAAGAGGACUAUAUCGCUGCGGUAGACAACUUUACCCUCUCAUGCGCAGGCUAUUGCGUCGCCACCUAUGUGCUGGGCAUUGGUGAUCGCCACAACGACAACAUUAUGUUGAAGAGCGACGGGCACAUCUUCCACAUUGACUUUGGGCACAUUCUAGGCAAUAUUAAGCGCAAGUUUGGCAUCAAGCGCGAGCGCACGCCGUUCAUUCUCACCUCAGGCUUUGCCAAUGUCAUGGGCGGCUCUGGCAAAGACAAUGGCCAGUUCACCAAGUUCCAGGUGUACAGCUGCCAUGCUUUUAUGAUUUUGCGGCAGAAUGCGGCCCUGUUUAUCAACCUGUUGUUGCUGAUGCUUGGCUCUGGAUUACCAGAGCUACGGUCGGAAGACGACAUUGCAUACGUCAAAUCUGCUCUUUUCCUCGACCAAAACGAUGCUGAUGCACUGAGGUCCUUCCAAGAUCUGCUGGCCGGUGUCUUGAAGGCGGAAUGGAGCACGCAAAUCAAUUGGUACAUUCACAAUCUUAAACAUGCAUAAGCAACAAGCGGCAUUUGGUGUUAUGCUUGUUUUUUCAUGCAAUAUGCGUCACAUCACACACAAUUUAUCAAUAAAUCUCAGCAUCACUCA
Molecule: messenger RNA, 4586 nt
Organism: Capsaspora owczarzaki ATCC 30864
Lineage: Eukaryota; Filasterea; Ministeriida; Capsasporidae
Product: phosphoinositide-3-kinase
Exons: 3
Coding region: 69-4496 (1475 amino acids)
Biological process (GO): phosphatidylinositol-3-phosphate biosynthetic process; phosphatidylinositol 3-kinase/protein kinase B signal transduction; phosphatidylinositol-mediated signaling
Cellular component (GO): plasma membrane; phosphatidylinositol 3-kinase complex; cytoplasm
Molecular function (GO): 1-phosphatidylinositol-3-kinase activity; 1-phosphatidylinositol-4-phosphate 3-kinase activity
Source: RefSeq, a predicted model, not a curated record